GGCCGCUCGGUCAUUUUCGCCUCUUUGUUUUACUGAUAGUGGAUUUAACUCGGAUUCAAGCCCACAUCCAGCGGACUGUGCUGCUCCCAAACAGGCUUCGAUGAGAGGCUCUCCAUGAUGAGCAGCUAACACUGUCGGCCGCACAACCACAGAAAGAAUCGUGGCUGCUGCACCAUCCACAGUCGACGCAUGGCGGUAUUAGGGAACCCCGACAUGCUGACGAGGAAGAUAAAGCUGUGUCACAUCAAUGCCCACAUCACAUGUCGUCUGUGUGAGGGCUACCUGAUCGACGCCACCACCGUCACCGAGUGCUUACACACCUUCUGCAGAAGCUGCUUAGUGAAGUAUCUGGAGGAAAACAACACGUGCCCCACGUGUAGGAUUGUUAUUCAUCAGAGCCAUCCACUGCAGUACAUUGGCCAUGACAGAACAAUGCAAGACAUUGUGUACAAGCUGGUACCGGGACUUCAAGAGGCGGAGAUAAAGAAGCAGAGGGAGUUCUAUCAGAAGUUGGGGAUGGAGGUACCCGGGGACAUUAAAGGAGAGCUUUGCAACAUGAAGACUCAUCUAGAUCAGCGCAAUGGCGACGCCAAAUCAGAGGACACGGCCAAUAAGGAGGCAGGAGAGGAGAAACCAGAGGAGGACAACGACUAUCACCGUAGCGACGAGCAGGUCAGCAUUUGCUUGGAAUGCAACAGCAGCAAGCUUCGGGGUCUGAAGCGCAAGUGGAUCCGCUGUUCAGCACAAGCCACGGUCCUCCACCUCAAGAAGUUCAUCGCCAAAAAGCUUAACCUGACAUCAUUUAAUGAGCUGGACAUUUUAUGCAACGAAGAAAUCUUGGGGAAGGACCACACUUUGAAAUUUGUUGUUGUGACAAGAUGGAGAUUUAAGAAAUCGCCCCUCCUGCUCCAUUACAGACCCAAGAUGGAUCUGCUGUAGCUACAACGGACACAACGGUUGUUUCCUUUUUCUUUUUUUUUGUUCUUCUGUCGUUGGCCCGGUGGCCGCGAACUGUGCCGAAACCUUUUUAUUUAUGCAAAGACGAUCAACCAACACCAAGCAAACACCCGACGGUAAAAAGUCAACACAAGCCAGCAGCCAAUCGGGAUCUAAAGGGAGGGGGAGGGGGACGAAUACGACAAAACCUGGCAGCCUCCAGCACAGAUACGGCAACACUGGUGUGUUUUUAGGAACUAAAACAACCUUCUUUUUUUUUUUUUGUCCGCUACAUCCUACAUAUG
Molecule: messenger RNA, 1241 nt
Organism: Stegastes partitus (bicolor damselfish)
Lineage: Eukaryota; Metazoa; Chordata; Actinopteri; Pomacentridae
Gene: pcgf3
Product: polycomb group ring finger 3
Exons: 10
Coding region: 190-939 (249 amino acids)
Source: RefSeq, a predicted model, not a curated record